GAUUGCAAGAUUACAAAGAAAGGGGCUUCAUUUUAUGAGUUCAGAAGAAAUUCUAGAUCUGUGAAAUCAACGAUUCUUCAUUUUCAGUUACGGAACUUGGUUUGGGCUACAUCAAAGCACGAUGUCUACCUUAUGUCACAUUUUUCAGUCGUUCAUUGGUCUUCAUUAACUUGCAGCAGGUCUCAGGUUCUCAAUGUUUCUGGCCAUGUGGCACCAACCGAAAAACACCCUGGUAGUCUGUUGGAAGGAUUUUCGCAGACUCAAGUGAGCACUCUUGCUGUAAAAGAUAAGUUGCUAGUUGCUGGUGGAUUUCAGGGAGAAUUAAUUUGCAAGCAUCUGGAUCGACCAGGAGUGAGUUUUUGUUCUCGUACAACAUAUGAUGAUAAUGCUAUUACCAAUGCGGUUGAUAUUUAUGUCAGUCCCAGUGGUGCAGUCCAUUUCACUGCCUCAAAUAAUGACUGUGGUGUCAGAGAUUUUGAUAUGGAAAAGUAUCAACUCUCUAAGCAUUUCCGUUUUCCUUGGCCAGUGAAUCAUACUUCGCUGAGUCCUGAUGGUAAACUUCUAAUAAUUGUUGGAGACAACCCAGAAGGUAUGUUGGUGGAUUCUAAUACUGGAAAGACCGUCAAUCAGUUGUCUGGGCACUUGGACUUCUCGUUUGCAUCAGCAUGGCACCCUGAUGGUGUCACAUUUGCUACAGGAAACCAAGACAAAACCUGCCGAGUUUGGGAUUUACGGAAGCCAUCUGAGUCUGUUGCUGUUUUGAAGGGCAACCUUGGAGCUAUCCGGUCCAUUCGCUAUUCAUCCGAUGGUCGUUAUAUGGCAACAGCUGAGCCUGCUGACUUUGUGCAUGUGUAUGAUGUUAAAAGUGGGUAUGAGAGGGAGCAGGAAAUCGACUUCUUUGGUGAGAUAUCGGGGAUAUCAUACAGUCCAGACACAGAGGCUCUGUUUAUUGGCGUUUGGGACCGAACAUAUGGUAGCCUCCUGGAAUACGGUCGUUGCCGUAACUACUCAUACCUUGAUUCCUUAAUUUGAGAUGGCUGUGGAAAUUGCAAAUAAGUGGUGUGUUGGUGCAGUGUGUACUUUGGUUCAAUUUAGAAACUUAGUAUCAUGCACAUGCAUAUUUAGUAGGGAGAUAAAAUGUAGUUGUAAAUGUAAUAUGAUGUGCAAUUUAGGGGUUGUUGUUUUAGUUGUUGUAGUCCACUACUGGUGGAGUCGAGUUGAUGAUGAUCAUAAAGUGGAGGGGAUGUACAGAAGGCUAGAAAGCAAGUAAGCACUGUUCCAUUUGAAUCAUAAAGACUUGACAGAGACAGACAACUUUGGCAUCCUGGUUAACAGGACAAUUAAUUUCAUCAAUCAUUCCUGCCUUUUUCUAUGUAUUAA
Messenger RNA from Pistacia vera, 1380 nucleotides. RefSeq lists its product as uncharacterized. Gene Ontology annotation, molecular function: protein binding. The record is from RefSeq and is a predicted model, not a curated record. The transcript has 7 exons. The coding region runs from base 133 to 1032 and encodes 299 amino acids. Lineage: Eukaryota; Viridiplantae; Streptophyta; Magnoliopsida; Sapindales; Anacardiaceae.